Messenger RNA from Frankliniella occidentalis (western flower thrips), 3877 nucleotides. RefSeq lists its product as uncharacterized. Bases 128 to 3640 code for a protein of 1170 amino acids. Lineage: Eukaryota; Metazoa; Arthropoda; Insecta; Thysanoptera; Thripidae. Gene Ontology annotation, molecular function: calcium channel activity; protein binding. Gene Ontology annotation, biological process: calcium ion import across plasma membrane. Gene Ontology annotation, cellular component: membrane. The record is from RefSeq and is a predicted model, not a curated record. The transcript is spliced from 13 exons.
ACCCUAGCAUCGGCCGCGCGCGUCCCCCGGGGUGGGCCCCAGUCCUCGUUCCAGUCCCAGUUCGCCAGCCCGCCCCCGGGACGCGGACGUCGCAGAUGAUGCCAGGUGCCCGAACGGUGACGCGACUAUGGGGCAAGUCCUGGGCUGCUGCAAGCCUAUCGCUGCCAAUGACGGCUCGGUGCUGGACCGCGUUAUUUCACAGGCGUCGAACGAGGACGACUGCCUGCUGUACCGCCUCGCCAACUACAAGAUGGGCGGCGAGUUGAUCGACGCCUACAACGUGGGCGGGCAGGUGGAGGUGGAGAAGCUGAUCCGGGAGCAGUUCGGCGUGCUCAUGUACUGCGACGGCAAGGGGCAGAUCAUCAACAGGGCCGAGUACCUCCGCUGGAAGUUCCGGGAUCUCAAGCAGGUGGUGCUGCCCAUCGAGGCCUCGCUCAGCCCCCACGACCCCCUCGCCAAGUGGGAGGACCACGAGGCGUGCUGGCAGAUGCAGUACCGCGGAUCACUCGGCGAGACGCUCCUCCACGUCCUCAUCAUCUGCGACACCAAGCUGCACACCAAGCUGGCGCGCACGCUCAUCAAGUGCUUCCCCAAGCUGGCCCUGGACGUGGUGGAGGGCGAGGAGUACCUGGGCGCCAGCGGGCUGCACCUGGCCAUCGCCUACGCCAACAACGAGCUGGUGCAGGACCUGGUGGACGCGGGCGCCAACGUGAUGCAGCGCGCCAUCGGUAGCUUCUUCCUGCCGCGCGACCAGCAGCUCGCCCGGCCCAAGAAGUACACUGACUACGAGGGCCUCGCCUACCUCGGUGAGUUCCCCCUGGCGUGGGCGGCGUGCUGCGCCAACGAGAGCGUCUACAACCUGCUCUGCGACACCGGCGCCAACCCCGACGCGCAGGACUCGUUCGGCAACAUGAUCCUGCACAUGGUGGUCGUCUGCGACAAGCUGGACAUGUUCGGCUACGCGCUCAGGCACCCGCGCCUGCCGGCCAAGAACGGCAUCGUCAACAAGGCCGGGCUGACGCCGCUCACGCUCGCCUGCAAGCUGGGCCGCGCCGAGGUGUUCCGGGAGAUGUUGGAGCUGAGCUGCCGCGAGUUCUGGCGCUACUCCAACAUCACCUGCUCGGCCUACCCCCUCAACGCCCUCGACACCCUUCUCCCGGAUGGCCGCACGAAUUGGAACUCGGCACUGUUCAUCAUCCUGAACGGGACCAAAGAGGAGCACUUGGACAUGCUGGACGGCGGCAUCAUCCAGCGGCUCCUGGAGGAAAAAUGGAAAACGUUCGCGAGGCAACAGUUUCUGAAGCGCCUGGGCAUCCUGUCGCUGCACCUGCUCACCCUGAGCAUGGCCGUGUACCUGCGGCCCGAGCGCGGCGAGCAGGAGGACGACGACUGGAACGCACGGUCCAUCCUGAGGGCGGGCUUCGAGGUGGGCACGCUGUGCAACAUCCUCAGCUACCUGAUCGUCCAGCAGGGCGGCGAGAUCAAGAACCAGGGCCUGCCGUCGUUUCUCAAGGGGCUGGGCAACGCCCCCGCCAAGGCCAUCUUCCUCGUGUCCAAUCUCCUGAUCCUGCUCUCCAUACCGUUCAGGUUUAACGGGGACCGCGUGACAGAGGAGGCCAUCCUGGUGUUCGCGGUGCCGGGAUCCUGGUUCCUGCUUAUGUUCUUCGCCGGGGCGGUGCGACUCACGGGGCCUUUCGUCACCAUGGUGUACUCGAUGAUCACUGGCGACAUGCUCACCUUCGGCAUCAUCUACACCGUCGUCCUGUUCGGCUUCUCGCAGUCUUUCUACUUCCUGUACAAGGGCUUUCCAGGCGUCAAGAACUCGCUCUACGCGACGUACCCCGCCACCUGGAUGGCCCUCUUCCAGAUCACCCUGGGCGAUUACAACUACCCCGACCUGGGCAACACGACGUACCCCUCGCUCAGCAAGACGGUGUUCACCAUAUUCAUGGUGUUGGUGCCCAUCCUCCUGCUCAACAUGUUGAUCGCCAUGAUGGGCAACACUUACGCGCACGUCAUCGAGCAGAGCGAGAAGGAGUGGAUGAAGCAGUGGGCCAAGAUCGUCGUCAACCUGGAGCGGGCCGUGAACCAGCAGGACGCGCACCACUACCUGCAGGAGUACUCGAUGAGCCUCGGGCCCAGCGACGACCCGGCCCAGGAGCAGCGCGGCGUCCUCGUCAUCAAGAGCAAGUCCAAGACCAGGGCCAAGCAGCGCAAGGGAGCCGUCUGCAACUGGAAGAGGGUGGGCAAGGUGACCGUCGCCGAGCUGCGGAAGCGCGGCAUGACGGGCGAACAGCUCCGCAGGAUCAUGUGGGGGCGCGCGUCCAUAUCCACCCCCGUCAAGAAGAAGAAGAUCAAGACCGGCUACGACCUCACGGCGCUGGUGGCCGACCCGUACGCCAUCGCCGACACCGUUCCUUUGGACACGACGACCGUUGCCCCUGCGACAGCCGCGCCUCCCGCGCAGCCGGGCCAGGGCUUCGGCGCCUUCACCGCGGCCAUGGACAUUUUAGCGUUCGCGGACGACAUCGCCGUGCCCCAGGCUGGCGCUAACGCGGUGGCAGCGACAGGGCUCGGCCCGGGCGUGCAGCCGGCCAAGCCUGGCGUGGUCAUGAACGGAGUGCCGCCACAGAUGAACCCCCCGCCAUCCCUGGGGCCGGCCGUGGGCGCGGCGGGGAUCCUGACCCCGGGGAUCGUGCCCACGACGCCUCCGCCGCCGUACCCGGGACUCGCGACUCCAUUCGCGCCCGCACCCCAAGCCGUCCCGACGCCCGCCGUCCCCGCCCCGGACGACCCGCUCCGCGAGCUGGUGCUCGUGGCCGAAGGCCCCCGCUGCAGCCCGGAGCAGCUGGCCGCGCUGGCGCGCAGAGCGGCGGACACCGACCACCUGGAGGAGGUGAGCCCGGAGGAGGUGGGCAUCGCCAUGAGCUUCGUGGAGCCGGGAGGGCCCGGCGCGGCCAGCGCGCUCCGAGACCGCAAGCGCUCCGUGACGCUCGACCCCAGCGACAGCGACGACUUCGGGGAGGGGCCGCUUCUGGGCCGCGUUGCUCGUCUCCGGCGCGCCCGCUCCGCCGUCUCCCGCCCUGGCGUGGAGCGGGCGCGGCUGCACCUCGACGACGGCUACUCCUCGUCGACGGCGUCCUCGUUCGACGCGGGCCUGCUGAGCCCCUCUACGGCGAUGGGCUUCAUCAUGCCACCCCUCGCUGCCUCCGCCCAGCAGCCGGCCGCCCCCGGGUUUGUGAGCCCCGCCGCCGCGCCACGGCCCCAGACUGCCCCGGCGGUCGCGCCCACGGCGGCGGCGUCCUCGGCAGCACCAACCGCGGCGUCAGCGACCACGCCCCAGCCCAAACAGCCAGCACCGGCCCAGCAAAUGCCCGAGCCGGCGGCUAGCUCUACCAAUGGGAAUGGGAGAAAGCGACACAAACGGCCUAAAACGGCAAAGCCGAACAGGGUGGCGCCCACUCCGGAGGCCCCUCCGCGCAGGGGAAUGUCCGCGGGACCCACUUCCACCAACGGCCCUCCGAGCAGCGGCAGCGGGAGUGCAGACAGUCAGGAUCCGCUGGAGCCCUGGAGUGUGAGGGGCAUCGAGCCGAUGAACGCACUGCUGGCCUGGGACCAAGAUGAGCACGACAGCAUGUGAUGAGUCGUGAACUGAAGGACAGAAGAUGUCAACUUCAACAUAGAGAGCGAGAGAGGAACUGUAAAUUUCUCAUUGAAAUUUAUUUACAAUUGUUUAACUAAAUGCUCACAACAGUGUUUGUUGAUAGAUUAUAUAUAGAUCUUUCGUGGAAGAGGCACAGAAAUUAGAAUGCCAUCAUCGUCCCCGCAAACAGACAGGAUUGGCAAACGAGAACAUGAAAAUUAUCUUUUAUCAACC